Messenger RNA from Chiloscyllium plagiosum (whitespotted bambooshark), 4826 nucleotides. The record is from RefSeq and is a predicted model, not a curated record. Lineage: Eukaryota; Metazoa; Chordata; Chondrichthyes; Orectolobiformes; Hemiscylliidae.
GCAUCCGCCAGCAGGUUCGGUUGAGAGACGGAAUAACUGGUUUGCCUGUGAGUGAGCAGCAGUAGCAGCAGCUCAGUGGGUGAGCAUGAGGAUCUUUCACAUCAAGCACUAUGGAUAAAUACAUGAAGUUGAACAAAAUCGGAGAAGGAUCAUUUGGAAAAGCUAUUCUUGUCAACUCAAAAGAAGAUGGCCGACAGUACGUUAUCAAAGAAAUCAACAUUUCCAGGAUGUCAAAUAAGGAGAGGGAAGAGUCAAGGAGAGAAGUAGCAGUGUUGGCAAAUAUGAAACAUCCAAACAUUGUACAGUAUAAGGAAUCCUUUGAAGAAAAUGGUUGCCUUUACAUAGUCAUGGAUUACUGUGAAGGUGGUGAUCUUUUCAAACGGAUUAAUGCACAGAAAGGAGUUUUAUUCUCUGAGGACCAGAUCCUGGAUUGGUUUGUGCAAAUCUGCUUAGCUCUGAAACAUGUUCAUGAUCGAAAGAUUCUGCACCGAGAUAUAAAGUCACAGAAUAUCUUUCUGACCAAAGGUGGAACAGUUCAGUUGGGAGAUUUUGGAAUAGCUAGAGUGCUUAACAGUACUGUAGAGCUGGCCCGUACAUGCAUUGGCACACCAUACUACCUGUCCCCGGAAAUAUGCGAAAAUAAGCCAUACAACAACAAAAGUGAUAUUUGGGCUUUGGGCUGUGUCUUAUAUGAGAUGUGCACCCUGAAACAUGCAUUUGAAGCCGGUAACAUGAAAAACUUAGUACUGAAGAUAAUCCGUGGAUCUUACCCACCCGUGUCUGUUCAUUAUACCUAUGAUCUGCGUAACUUAAUGUCACAGUUGUUUAAAAGAAAUCCAAGGGAUAGACCUUCAGUAAGCUCCAUACUGAAGAAGCCAUUUCUAGCUAGAAGAAUUGACAAGUUACUUUCAGUGGAUCUCAUUGUUGAAGAAUUUGGUCAUACAGUUCCACAUCAUGCUCCAAAACCAGUUAUCCCCAGUGCAGCAGUAAAAAGACCAGGUCCAGUCUCUGGAUCUGCAGGACCUGCACAGAAAAUCACCAAACCAGCCGCCAAAUACAGAGUGCCAUUGACUGUAAAAUCUGCAGAGGCAGCUAAAAAGAUUUCUGAUAAGAAACCACUGAAAUAUAAACAGGCUUCACCCACUCCAGUGAAGAAAAUGAAUCCGGUGGCAGAAAGGAGGAAAAUGUUUGAGGAAGCAUCCAAAAAGAGAAAGCAGGAACUCCUUGAAAGAGAAAGAAAGCAAAGGGAACAGAUAAAUUUGCUGAAAGCUGAGCAGAUGAGACGGAUGGAAAAAGAACGGGUUGAAAGAAUCAAUCGAGCCAGAGAACAAGGAUGGAGACAUGUGCUGGGUGUAGGUGGUUCUUUGGGAAGUGGUGAACAUAAGGUUCCGUUCUCUGGUGGAGGAGGUGGUGGUGGAGGUGCUGGAGCUAUUUUACCUGCACCAGCACUUAACAGUGUGCCACGCUAUGAACAUUACCAUGCUAUUCUUGACCAAAUCCAACAGCAGCAGAAAGAAAACAUUAAAGGCUUUGAGGAGAAAGCCUUUAAGUGGAAGAUAGAGGCACCACCUAAAGAACCUGUUUUCAGGGGCUUGCCAGCAGCUGCUGGUCCUGUGUUUCAUAAUGGACCAGGAGGUCUUCACCAACUACCUGAUGCUGAAGCUGUCAGAAGAGAAGUGAAGAGACUUGAAAAUGUAGCCAAGCAAGCAAAUUCGUACAGGCAGCGAGGAUAUGCAGCUGCAGAAAGGGCAAAACAAGUGGAAGAAUUUUGGCAACGAAAGCGGGAAGCAUUACAGAAUAAAGCACGUGGUGAAGGACACUUGGGGAUUCUGCAAAACCUGGCAGCUAUCUAUGGAGGCAGGUCCAUUUCAACAGGAAGAGGAAAAUCCAGAAGCAAGGAGGAAGAGGAGUACUUGGCAAGACUCCGACAAAUACGACUUCAGAACUUCAAUGAACGACAAGAAAUUAAAGCAAAACUUAGAGGAGAGAAGUGCGACAGUGAUGGUUCAGAUGGACAAGAAUCUAGCGAUGAGGCUGAGCUAAAGCGCAAAAAAAUUGAGGCUCUUAAGGCUCAAGCAAAUACACGUGCUGCAGUUCUUAAAGAGCAACUUGAGAAAAAGAGAAGAGAGGCUUAUGAAAGAGAAAAGAAGGCCUGGGAAGAACAUCUUGCAGCAAAAGGUUUUAAGCAAGUAUUUGCGGCUACUCCUACGGCAUCAGCUGCAUCAUCAUCUUCUUCCCCAGGAAGACAAGCAUCAGCCCCAUCUUCCAAACCCCAGUCACCAGCCAAGUCCUGUACACCUGCUAUUUCCAUGACUGCUGCACUGAAAGAUGUAGGCAUUGAAGGAGAAACACAAACCGUGAAGGAAAUAUCUGAGGAAAUGAAAAAGACUGGUGCUUCCAUUAUUCAGAAGGAGAAGCAAGAAAUUUUGCGCAGGUUAAAUCAACAUUUUAAAUCUCAGGAAAACCAUGAUUCAGCUACAGUAUCACACCAGACAAAUGCUGAGCUGUCUAAAACUAAUCGGCUUCAACCUGAAGAGCAGCUCGAGAGUGGGCCUCCCUUCGCAGGGGAAAGAAAGAAGUGGGAAGCAGAGCCUCCGCCUGUAUUUCCUCUCGCACAGCUCACACUUGAAGAAUCCUGCUCAGGGACAAAAGCUCAGACCUCAGGAGAAGUUAUCCAACUGUUCCUUAAAGAUGAACCUCGUAAAGUUUGGGAGAAAGAACCUUCUGAUACUGUUUUGAAAGCUUUAGGGGAAGCAGAACUGCAACUUCAGACAGGAAUGUUGUUGGAUGAACCCUCCGUUAAAACAAAAGACUCUCGGGCUGAAACGACUGAAGAGACACUCACACUGGUCAUUGAUGCUGCCAAUGACAGCAUAUGUCAAAAAGGUCCCGAUGAAACUGUUGAAAUUUCAGUAAUUGCUCCUGGCCAGGCAGCCUCAUCAGAAAUUCAAACAGCAGACCAAUUAGAGAUGAAGAAUGCUCAGUCAAGUGAAAAAUCUAUUUCUGUGUCAAAACCAGUAGAGUUUGAUGAGAAGAUAGAAGAGCCAGAGGACUUGGAAACUGAGGCACUAGAAGAAGGAGAACCAAUAAGUAAAGAUAAAAUGUCUGUGGCCCCCAUUAUAUUUGGUGCCUGGGAAAAAGAAAGUGAUACAAAAAGAUCACUAGAUGGUGCUGUUGCUCAGGCAGAAAAGACAGAGGAGGAUGUGCUCAAAACCAACAAAUACAGUGAAGUGCCAGACAGCAAAGUGGAUGCUGAAUGUUGCAGGAGUGAAAUCCGAGAAAGUGAACCUCUUUUCCAGAAGAUGCCAUGCCCACAGGACAGAGCAGCAGCUAUGUUGUCAAGGGAAUCCUCACAGGAAGAGUCACCAGGCCCCAGGCCAUUGUUUUGGUCAUUAUCACCAGCAAAUUUCAAAGACAAACAUUCUCUCUUAAUUGGGCUGUCAACUGGAUUGUUUGAUGCAAACAACCCAAAGAUGCUAAGGACCUGUUCACUCCCUGACCUCAACAAAAUGUUUAAGACGUACGUUGAUGAUCUUAAUGCAUCUGAUGCUCCUGAGGAUAAUCUUGAACUAGAUGAAAUAGAAGAUGAGCCCAACAAGGAUGAGUACCACUCUGAUUCAGACACUAUAUUUGGAGAAGGCGAUGCAGAUGACCUACAGGAGCUUCAGGAAUCGAUGGAGCGUCUGUUGCAGGAGCAGCCCAGUGAAGAGUUCAGUGAGGAGGAGGAGGAGGAGGUAGCUUCCAAUUCAAGUCCUCCUGAAGAAAGUGUUUAUAAUGCGGAAUCGUCAGUGAAUGGAGCAGAGGGGGAAGAUGAUGAAAAUCCAGCAAGCAGCAGUGACCAAAGUGCAAUUCAUGAAGAGUGGCAUUCAGAGACAUGGCUGCAAAGUGAAGAUGGACAAGAGAUGAAGCUGGGAUGGUAUAGCAUGUUUCAAAAAGAUAGAGCAGGUGUCACCACAGAAGGAUUAUUCUGGCAAUACUCCAAAAAUGACAGUGAGGAAGAUGUUGCAGGUGGAAGUGCCGAGUUUGACAGCGUCUUCAGCAGACUGGAGGAGCUGCGAAUGACACUGGAGCAAGAAAUGGGCUUUGAAAAUUUCAUUGAAGCUUAUAACAAAAUCAAGGCAAUACAUGAAGAUGAAGAUGAGAACAUUGACAUUGGUACUACAAUAGUGCAGGUCAUUCUGGGUCCUCAGUUUGAGCACCUAUAUUCCAAAAUUCUCCAUCUUGUCAUGGCAGAUGGAGUAUAUCAAGAAGACAAUGACGAAUAAAAUCAGCCAUUCAGGGACAUGCCUGUGAGAGGAAUAUUCUGUUUUGUGUGUGAGCAUAUGCCAAUUUUUGAAGAUGCUAGAACUAUUUGAUUCUAGUCAAAUGGAUGCAAGUUCAGAUUCUUCGAAGUUACAGUACUGCAUAUGAAUGCAUGCAUGGAACAUGGUUUGAUUUUUAUCCCUUUCCCAGGAUUCUAAUCUUACUUACUUGGAAGGUUUCUGAAGCGUGUUGCCUUUUUGUUUAAGGAUCUAGCUGCUGAAGAAAGGUAUGCAUAUUUAAAAGAAUUCUCCAACCAAAGUGCUCCCUUCAAAGCCCCAAGUGGUGUUACAGUAUUGAAAUGGAAUGGAUUAUGAAAUUUUAUGUAAUUCAAAGUCUGUACAUUUUCCAUUUCCAUUGCAAAUGAGGGGUGACCUAUUGUGGAGGAAUCCUUUCCCAAGUUUUGUGCUGCAGAACACUAACCUGAAAGUAAACUUUUACGUUGUAAUAUAGGUACAAUUUAUUGUACAGUACUUCAAAGUACAAAGUUCAUACAAAUGUAUUAUAUCUUUCUAAUUAUCAGGAAU